Molecule: messenger RNA, 2412 nt
Organism: Salvelinus namaycush (lake trout)
Lineage: Eukaryota; Metazoa; Chordata; Actinopteri; Salmoniformes; Salmonidae
Product: leucine-rich repeat and fibronectin type-III domain-containing protein 2-like
Exons: 2
Coding region: 1-2412 (803 amino acids)
Cellular component (GO): postsynaptic density membrane; cell surface
Molecular function (GO): protein binding
Source: RefSeq, a predicted model, not a curated record
AUGGACCACAUCCUCUGUUGCCUGCUGGUCCUGGGAACCGCAGUGAUGAUGGCCCAUGCAUGCCCUAAGUACUGUGUCUGCCAGAACCUAUCCGAGUCCCUGGGGACCCUGUGCCCCUCCAAAGGCCUUCUCUUCGUCCCGUUGGACCUCGACCGGCGCACUGUGGAGCUCCGGCUGGGUGGCAACUACAUCCUCCGCAUCACCCAGCAGGACUUUGCCAACAUGACCGACCUGGUGGAUCUGACGCUCAGCCGCAACACCAUCAGCUACAUCCAGCCCUUCUCCUUCGGCGACCUGGAGACCCUGCGUUCCUUACACCUGGACAACAACCGCCUCAUGGAGCUGGGUCCAGAGGAUCUCAGGGGCCUGGUUAACCUGCAGCACCUCAUCGUCAACAACAACCAGCUGGGACGCAUCUCAGACAGGAGCUUCGAAGACCUGGCCCCCUCCCUGGAGGAUCUGGAUCUGUCCUACAACAACCUGAGGAGCCUGCCCUGGGACUCAGUCAAGCAGAUGGUCUCCCUCCACCAGUUGAGUCUUGAUCAUAACCUCCUGGACUUUAUCCCUGAGGGGACCUUUACUGAUCUAGAAAGGUUGGCUCGCCUGGAUCUCACCUCCAACCGGCUGCAGAAGCUUCCCCCAGACCCCAUCUUCGCCAGGGCACAGGAUUUGGUGCUGUUGACCACGCCCUACACCCCUCAGCUGUCCCUUAGCAUCGGGGGAAACCCCCUGCACUGUAACUGCGAGGUGCUGUGGCUGCGGCGGCUGGAGAGGGACGACGACCUGGAGACCUGCGCUUCCCCUCCCAGCCUGAAAGGGCGCUACUUCUGGUAUGUGAGUGAGGAGGAGUUUGUGUGUGAGGCGCCACUCAUCACUCAGCACACCCACAGGAUGCUGGUGCUAGAGGGCCAGACAGCCAGCCUGAGGUGCGAGGCUGUUGGAGACCCCACCCCUACCAUCCACUGGAUGGCCCCCGAUGACCGUCUCCUUGGCAACUCAUCCCGUACCGCUGUCUACCGCAACGGCACCCUGGAAAUCCUCAUUACCACCUCCAAGGACUACGGUACCUUCACCUGCAUCGCUGCUAACGUGGCUGGAGAGUCCACCGCCUCUGUGGAGCUGUCAAUCAUCCAGCUGCCCCACCUUAGCAACGGCACCAGUCAAGCCUCGCAGCCCAAGUCCCGCCUCUCAGACAUCACAGGCACCACCAGGAUCAGCAAGGGGGUUCCUAAGAGCCCGCCUGAGAAAAUGGUCACUGUGUCAGAGGUGACGGCCAUUUCAGCUCUGGUUAAGUGGACAGUCAGCAAGGCAGCGCCCAAGGUGAAAAUGUUUCAGCUCCAGUACAACUGUUCGGACGACGAAGUCCUCAUCUACAGGAUGAUCCCGGCCUCCAGCAAUGCCUUCCUGGUGACCAACCUGGUGUCGGGGACAAAGUACGACCUGUGUGUCUUGGCCGCCUGGGACGACACCGCCACCACCCUGACUGCCACCAACGUGGUGGGCUGUGCCCAGUUCUUCACCCGCGAUGACUACACCCAGUGCCAGUCUCUCCACAGCCAGUUCCUAGGGGGCACCAUGAUCCUGGUGGUGGGUGGCAUCAUCGUGGCGACGCUACUCGUCUUCAUCAUUAUCCUGAUGCUGCGCUACAAGGCCACCGACAAUGAGGGUGGUGGCACGGGGGGGAUCGGCAAGCUGACCAGCGUUAGUGCCACCCACUCACAGACCAAUGGGGGCCGGCUGGGACAGAAUGGCAUGCCCCUGCCCUUGCCCAAACCCAAGGCCAAAGUGACCAUCCAAGACGAGGUGGUGGAGUUUAAAUGCGGAUCCCUCCAGAGCAGCCUCACCUCCUCCUCUUCCUCGUCGGGUGGCUCGAUGGCCGGGGGUGGCUCUCACAGCCCCAACAGCACCCUGGCCAACAUGUGGAGGCAGGCGGCCCCCUCCAAGCCCCGGGCCAACCUGGACCACCUGCUGGGGGCCUUCAACUCCCUAGAGCUCCGGGCGGGCCAGGCCAGGGGUAGGGGAGACCUGGGGGAGCCAUCCUCCAGCAGUAGCACUCUAGUGGCGGGCGGCGAUAGGCCCCCCACAGACAGGGAGCCCCUGCUGGGCCACACAAUGGACUCACGGCUCUGCCGGGUGCUCAUGCUGCCUCUGGACUCCAAGCCAAAAAGAAGCCAGUCGUUUGACAUGGGGGACUGUAUGGAUACAAACCGGCAAACAGAGAAAGCGAUGGCCUCCAGCGCCUCCACGGCCACAACGCCGGUGUGCAGCUACCCCCGGCGCAUCAGCAGCAUCUGGACUAAGAGGAGCUUGUCUGUGAACGGCAUGCUGCUGCAGUGUGACGAGGAGGGGGAUAUGGGAGGGAGCAAGGGGACCUUCGAGAGCCAAGAGUGGGUCAUGGAGAGUACUGUCUAG